This is a messenger RNA of Salvia miltiorrhiza (redroot sage), 2324 nucleotides long. RefSeq names its product coiled-coil domain-containing protein SCD2-like. Lineage: Eukaryota; Viridiplantae; Streptophyta; Magnoliopsida; Lamiales; Lamiaceae. The record is from RefSeq and is a predicted model, not a curated record. The transcript is spliced from 18 exons. Gene Ontology annotation, biological process: cytokinesis by cell plate formation. Bases 189 to 2195 code for a protein of 668 amino acids.
CUCCGAACCCAACUCCACUCCCCACACAAAUACAGCGCUAAACUACAACAAAGAAAAGGAGAUCCGCGAUCGAUACACACAAAUAUAUGAAAAGGGAGACACAGAUAAUUUGAUCUUUUUCUUCCCAAAUUUCUACAAGAAGCAGAUUGGGUGAAUUCAGAAUAUUAUCGGCAAUAGAGUGUUUGAUCAUGACAUCUCCAAUGCAUCAACAUUCUCGGUCGACGUCGACUAGCCUAAGUAUGAAGAAACCACAGACCAAGGCAGCUGCUCAACGGCUUGCGGAGGUUAUGGCUCAUCAAGCAGUCGAUGAUGAAGAGGAGGAGGAUGAACUAUAUGAUCUCAACUCAUCAGCUGGUAUAGGACUUGCCGGCGGAAGGCAAGCUAGAAAUCGUUCUCCAAUGUCAGUUCGUAACUCAGUAGAUCAGGCACCAUCUUCACGUCCAAUAGCAGGUGCUAGAGGUGCCGCAUCAUUAGAACAGCAGCCUUCAUCGGCUCGUCUCCGUCCAGCCAAGCCUCUAGAACCAUCCCCUGCUGUGGAACAACCUUCAUCAGCUCGUCACAGACCUGCUCAACCAUCUUCCACAGCAGAACAGCAGCAACCUUCCUCAGCUCGUUAUCGCCAUGCUCGUUCCAAGCCUCUUGAACCAUCUUCGAAUGCUGCUUCAGUGGAACAACAACAACCUUCCUCAGCUCGAACACUUGCCUCUGUAGAACAGCAGCAGCCUUCAUCAGCUCGUCAUCGCCCCCAGUCAAGGCCUGUUGAGCCAUCCCCGUCUCUUAAUUACUCUAUACCCGGUCGUUCUUCUCUUCAAACAAACUCUUCAGAGGAACCACCGCAACCAGCAUCAGCUCGCUCCGCUGGAAGAUCAUCUUCUUCUAUUAGUAGCUUAGAACAGCCUUCAUCUGCUCGUGUAGUUGGCCGACCAAAUUUAAGGGUGAAGACAGUUCCCAUGGUGCCAUCAAGUGUGUCUCUCUCACUUAAGCCGGUUGCAUCUGGAAAUCCAGCUGAUUCUCAACUUGAUAAAGUCAGGGACAAAAAGUUAUCGCUAGAUUUUGGAACUUUCAAAUAUAAAGAACCUGGUGGCCAGCAGUCUUCUUCAGCGCUACAAGAUGAGCUUGACAUGCUUCAAGAAGAAAACGAGAGUUUAUUGGAAAAGCUCAGGAUAGCAGAAGAACGGUUUGAUGAAGCAGAAGCAAGGACUAGGCAGCUUGAAAAACAGAUUGAGUCUUUAGGAGAAGGUGUAUCUUUAGAAGCUCGGCUUUUAAGCAGGAAGGAAGCAGACCUUCAGAAACGAGAGGUUGCUCUUAAGAUUGCUGCAGAUACUUAUGGUGGCGGCAAUGAGGAGCUCGUAUUCCUACGGAUGGAAAUUGAGGCCGCAAGGGAUGAAGCUACCUCUGCUCUGGAUCAACUCAAUGAAGCCGAGCAAGAAGUUAAAUCGUUAAGGAUAACUACGCAAAGAAUGAUAUUGACUCGCGAGGAGAUGGAAGAGGUUGUUCUCAAGAGGUGUUGGCUUGCUCGAUGCUGGAGUUUAUGUAUUCGCCAUGGGAUCCAUGCUGAUAUAGCUGAAGCAAGACACGAAUAUUGGUCGCGUUUUGCUUCACGCCCUGUCGAAGUUAUAUUGGCAGCAGGUCGCAAAGCAAAAGAUGCACAACAUCCCACUAGCGAUGGUUUAGAAGAAAGGGAAAGAGUUGUACGGGAAAAGGAAGACAUUACGAAAAAGGUGGACGUGGAAAGUAUGCUUAUGGUUGAAAAAGGUCUCAGGGAGCUGAGCGCCCUCAAGGUAGAGGAAGCAAUAGCUAUAGCAAUGGCCCAAAGGCGUCGCCCCUGUAUUUUGAAAUCUAAUAUGGAUGAAGUGAAGGUGGCAGCUGAGAGCACCAAUUAUUCGGAAACAUUUGGACUGAGUCCGGAAGAGUGUGAAGAUGUGCUUCUUAAGCAAGCUUGGUUGUCGUACUUGUGGAGACGAGCAAAAACUCAAGGGUUGGAAGCUGAUAUUGCUGAUGAUAGACUGCAAUUCUGGAUGAACCAAGGGAAUAGGACACCUAAUUCGCAUGACGCCGUUGAUGUGGAGCGCGGCCUUCAGGAGCUGCGGAAGCUGGGAAUGGAGGCGAAGCUGUGGGAAGAGUCGCGUAGAUUGAUCGAUCCUCACUCCGCCCACAAAACACUCUUGGAAACUGAGUAUCAAAUUUUGUCAUGACCUUCUUUCAUCAUUGUCUCCACCUUCUUCUUCUUCUUCUUCCAACAUUUUCCUUACUAUAUUUUGUUGCUUCAUGUGUUUCAUCAAAUACUUCCCUCUUUGGUUUCAAGAUUGUGCAUUAGAGCACCC